Molecule: messenger RNA, 1992 nt
Organism: Rhododendron vialii
Lineage: Eukaryota; Viridiplantae; Streptophyta; Magnoliopsida; Ericales; Ericaceae
Exons: 4
Coding region: 1-1992 (663 amino acids)
Biological process (GO): DNA integration
Molecular function (GO): nucleic acid binding; RNA-DNA hybrid ribonuclease activity
Source: RefSeq, a predicted model, not a curated record
AUGCACCUUUCAUUUGGGAUCUGUCAAAAUGCCUUUGAAAGUAUCAAAACGUACUUGCUCAAUGCUCCAAUUUUCGGGGCUCCUAUUUUCGAAAAACCACUAAUACUUUACAUAACUGCCCAAGAGGAGUCAUUGGGGGCAAUGCUUGUGCAAAAUGAUGAAGAGAACAAAGAACGAGCACUCUACUAUCUGAGUCGAAGAUUGACUGAAAAUGAGCUCAAUUAUUCACCUGUUGAAAAGAUGUGUUUGGCACUUGUCUUCUCCUCGCAAAAGUUAAGGCAUUAUUUUCAAGCACACACAAUUCAUCUCGUGGCCAAAGCAGACCCGGUCAAGUACGUCAUGUCCAAACCUAUCCUCUCAGGACGCUUAGUAAGAUGGUCUCUCCUCUUUAAUGAAUUUGAGAUCGUAUAUGUCCCACAGAAAGCACUAAAAGGGCAAGCAUUAGCAAAUUUCUUGGCGGAUUAUCCUAUUCCAGCUGAUUGGGAAAUAUUCGAAGAGUUCCCUGAUGAAGAUAUGCUAUUUAUUGAGGUUCUUCAGCCCUGGACGAUGUUCUUUGACGGGGCUGCUAGAUUGGAAGGGGCUGGAGCUGGCGUCAUAUUUGUCUCUUCACAAAAACAAGUCCUACCUUACGCAUUCAUACGUAGAGAAAAAUGUUCAAACAAUGUCACUGAGUAUCAAGCUUUGAUUCUUGGUCUCCAAAUAGCUACUGAAAUGAAGAUUAUAGAUCUUAAGAUCUUCGGAGACUCCAAGCUAAUAAUUAACCAACUAUGCGGCGACUAUGAAGUGAAAAAAGAUGACUUAGUCCCAUAUUUUCAAUAUGCAAGUCACUUGUUGAAAAAUCUUGAAGGAGUGACGCUUGAGCAUGUGCCACGAGAGGAGAAUCGCAUGGCAGAUGCACUAGCUAACCUAGCAACAACCUUGUUGUUGGACUACCGCCUCGAAGAAGCAAAUGCAAUCAUAGUCGUGCCCAUUGAAGACAACGAUUGGAGACAACCCUUGAUUAAUUACCUCCAACGCGGAAAGCUUCCAAAUGACCAUCGACAUAGGGCAGAGAUAAGACGACGAGCUCCUCGAUUCAUCUUUUUCAAAGAUACUUUAUUUUGUCGAUCAUUCGAAGGUGUCUUUCUCCGCUGUCUUGGGAAAGAAGAAUCCCAACAAGCAAUGGAAGAAUCCCACUCUGGGAUCUAUGGGGCACAACAAUCUAGUCCAAAACUUCACUUUCGAGUAAAAAGGAUGGGAUACUACUGGCCUACUAUGGUCAAGGAUUGUCUGAAUUACGCGAAAAGAUGCCAAGCCUACCAAUUCCAUGCAAACUUUAUCCAUCAGCCACCAGAACCAUUGCACCCUACAGUUGCCUUGUGGCCAUUUAAUGCAUGGGGGUUAGAUGAAGUUGGACCACUUACCAAGUCUUCCGUUGGCCACUUGUACAUUCUGGCUGCAACGGACUACUUCUCAAAAUGGGCUGAAGCUAUUUUGGUCAAGGAAGUCAAGAAGGAAACCAUUGUUGAUUUCAUCAUGUCAAAUAUCAUCUUUCAGUAUGGAGUGCCAUGUCACAUCAUCACUGACAAUGGAACACCCUUCGUCAAUAAGUUAAUGGAUAAGCUUUGCGACAAGUUUGACUUCGUGCAAAGAACCUCCUCAAUGUAUAAUGCACCGGCUAAUGGGCUCGCAGAAGCAUUUAACAAAACAUUGAGCAACCUCUUGAAGAAAGUGUUGAUAGCCCUCCAAGAAGGCUUGACUAAUGAAGAAAAUGCAAAACUCCGCCUCGCUGAGUUAGAAGCACUAGACGAGAAGAGAUUGGAAGCGCAACAACAAUUGGAAUUCUACCAAGCUCGAAUCUCUAAAGCUUUCAACAAAAAGGUUAAGCCUCGAUGGGAUGGUCCAUAUAUGGUGGUGGAAGUCUACAACAGCGGAGCGUACAAGAUAGCUGAUGAACAAGGUUUCAGAAUUAGGCCAAUCAACGGAAAGUUCUUGAAGCGCUACUAUCCCUAA